Molecule: messenger RNA, 1372 nt
Organism: Salmo salar (Atlantic salmon)
Lineage: Eukaryota; Metazoa; Chordata; Actinopteri; Salmoniformes; Salmonidae
Product: E3 ubiquitin-protein ligase RNF4
Biological process (GO): positive regulation of transcription by RNA polymerase II
Molecular function (GO): zinc ion binding; transcription factor binding
Source: RefSeq, a predicted model, not a curated record
CAACAUUUAUUGGAUGCCAACGGCCUUUAAAUCUCAUCAAGAAGGACCAUAGAAGAAGUGAUUGAGGAGAUUAUUGUUAAAUUGGUCCAAGAACUUUGGAAUCAGAGUUGGAACGGAUGUAGAUUUUUCAGUGUGUACUACUACUUAACAUUUGACCAUUUCUGAUUUCACUCACACCUUCCCUAUCGCAACAUGAGUAGUACAACACAGAGGAAAAGAAGGACUGGAGUCCCCUCAAGUUCCAGACACACGGCCAAGAGUAGCAGAGUCACCACAACCAGUGUGCGACCUCGUGCUGCAGCUUCAGCAGCAGUCCCAGAGACCAUUGAUGUGCUGGAGAGCAGCAGGACUAGUAGUGAGGAGGUGGUGGACUUGACAUGUGAAGGUUCUGAGUUGACUGUGGUUGACUUGACCAACAAUGAUUCUGUGGUGGUUGUCGAUGAAGGGCCUCAUGGCAGACGUGAAGCUGACAGUGAGAGUUACGUACUGAGCAGUGAUGAGGAGGAGGAUACUAAUGGAGGCCUCAGUGCCGACCUCCUGUCCUCUCUACAGGCCAGCAGUAGAGCCAGGUCUACUCCAGGGACAGUCAGCUGCCCAGUGUGUAUGGACGCCUAUGCUGAGAUCAUUGAAAGUGGGAGACUAGUAGUCUCCACAAAAUGUGGUCACCUGUUCUGCAGUCACUGCCUCCGCGACUCACUGUUGAGAUCCCACACUUGCCCAACCUGUAGAAAGAAACUGACCCACAAGCAAUGCCACCCCAUAUACAUCUGACAUCAAACACCCAUAAGACUCACCCUCACCAAACCUGCAAGACUUUUAAUCAUACCUUCUCAUAUCACUGCCCCCUACUGGACUUAAGAAUCAUUUUUUACAUUUACAUACACAUCUGACCGAUGUCAUGCUUUUGUCUUUCUUCUGCAAUGAAAGAAGCAGGAGCAUAGGGACGCACUCUUAUGCCAGCACACAUUCACUUAGAUUUUUGCAAUUUUCUUCCACUGAUUCUCCUACUGCUCUCCAUUCAUUUAAUAGUGAACAGAUAAUUGUAAAGCUGCAUCCCCAGUAACAACAACCAAGAAAAGAACUAAGCUCAGAAUCAUUUUUUUUUUUUAGCUCUUAAGAAGUCACAUGUGAUGUUGUAUUGGUAGCAAUCACACGUGACUGGCACUCAAUUGCAAUGAGAACUCAACUCUGAAGUAGAAAUGUCUUUCGAUUUUUAUUGCUGCUGAGUAGGUGGGUGUCUGAAUGGUGGGUGUUGCUUGAAUUUGGUCAUCACCAUUGUAAAUAUUGUUGUAUGUUUUGUAUAUAUGGUUGAAUGACAAGUUGAUGUGUGCCUAAUCUGUAAGGUUCAAUAAAACAAAUGUAUGAUUGUAAA